Messenger RNA from Tribolium castaneum (red flour beetle), 1146 nucleotides. RefSeq lists its product as uncharacterized. The transcript is spliced from 6 exons. Gene Ontology annotation, cellular component: neuron projection membrane. NCBI's taxonomy places the organism in Eukaryota, Metazoa, Arthropoda, Insecta, Coleoptera, Tenebrionidae. The record is from RefSeq and is a predicted model, not a curated record. Gene Ontology annotation, biological process: synapse organization. Bases 383 to 1051 code for a protein of 222 amino acids.
AGAGAUAUAUGUUAAAUAUUUGAAAAGGUGCACCGAGAUCUGUCGUAAAUAAUAAAAUGAAGCGUUGCUUCGUAGUUUUUAUUUUCGGCGUAAUCCUCGCGAGUUCAUAUUGUAGAGUAGGGAAAUAUGUUGGCAGAAAGCCCGUUAGUGCGGCGCUCGAGAGAUUCGCUUUGAUAGUCAUUAAGAAGUGGGAUUUGUCGCUAAAUUAAUAAAACUGAACCAAUCGUAACGUAAAUAAAAUAUCCGCUGUUUAUUAUGGAUGAAGUCGAGCGGGGCUUAUGUUGAAUCGAGUUAAUUUAUUUAAAACAUUGGUGAAGCUUGCUACUUUGAGAGAAGCGGUCUCACUAUUGUAGUGCAGUGUGGAGUUUGAAUUCGGGCUGGGAUGCUAACACUUGAUGACAAAAGUUUCCCAAUUUCCCCAUUUAAUGUAUUCGAAAGUGCAAAUAACACAAACGAAACAGCUCAACUAGGAUCAACAGCAGAACUCCAGUGCUUCAUCAAAUAUCCAACAGCGGCUUUAAAUGUGUUGUGGUGGAAAGUGAACUCGAGCACACUUUUGACGACGAAUAACAGAACAAACACCGGCGACAAACGCUUCCAAGCGCGCUUAAAGGACGAAAACACGAACCAUUGGUUGUUGCGAAUAAAAUACACGAAACCGAGCGACGCUGGCGUAUACGAAUGCAGGAUCGAGGGAGAUUUCGAAGCGAGCAUUUUCGUUUUUUUGCAUUUGCAAAAAGCUACCGCUGUUAUACAAGGGAGCGUCCCCGACGGGACGCGGCUGGUGGAAGUUGGGACGACUCUCCGACUUAGCUGCUUUCUGGUCAACUCGAUCGAAUCGCCGAAGUACAUUUUUUGGUACAAGGAGAACCGGAUGAUUAAUUACGACCUGGACGACGGGGAGAGCAUUCGGGAGGGCCGGCAAGGCAGCGAGCUGAUUUUCCCAACCGCCAGACUCAGCCACACGGGGAAUUACUCGUGUGUGCCCUCGAACGCGGACCAGGCUAAUUUGUAUGUAAAAGUGCAAACGAAAGUGAAGAGGAAAUGCUGAGGGAAUAGCAAACAUGCGCGCACUGUACAGUUUUUAUUAAAUAAAUAUUUUUUACAUUUACAAUGAUUAAAUACAUAAUAAAAUAACAGUCAUAA